This is a messenger RNA of Cadophora gregata, 1667 nucleotides long. It is a transcript of the gene GCD11, whose product is annotated as eukaryotic translation initiation factor 2 subunit gamma. Gene Ontology annotation, cellular component: eukaryotic translation initiation factor 2 complex; cytosol. Gene Ontology annotation, molecular function: GTPase activity; GTP binding; translation initiation factor activity. The record is from RefSeq and is a predicted model, not a curated record. Gene Ontology annotation, biological process: formation of translation preinitiation complex; positive regulation of translational fidelity. The transcript has 2 exons. The coding region runs from base 108 to 1667 and encodes 519 amino acids. NCBI's taxonomy places the organism in Eukaryota, Fungi, Ascomycota, Leotiomycetes, Helotiales, Ploettnerulaceae.
CUCCAAGCCGCCACAACAACCAUCACAGUCCUUCGAACUCUGCACAGUCCUCGAAGUCGAAACCGUACAAUCUGAAGCCUGUAUUAAAAUCGAACAAAUUCUUCAUCAUGGCGGCGAACGGAGAUAGGUACGGCAAUGACAUGGAUUCAGACUCUGAUUCCGCCCCAGGCUCCCCUGGCUUGGAUGCGCAACAGGACUUUGAUGACCAUGUAGAUGACCUCGAAGAUAAGCCCAUCAAAUCCGCCCUCAAGAAAUCUUCACACAAGGAGCCUGCGCCGACGAUAAUACGCCCAACACUCCCUCCACAAACCGAGCCCAAAGACCUCGAUCUCAAAUCCUUGACCCCCCUCACCGCAGAGAUCAUUGCAAGACAAGCAACAAUCAAUAUCGGAACGAUUGGACAUGUGGCGCACGGAAAGUCGACGGUCGUGAAGGCUAUUUCUGGAGUGCAGACAGUGCGAUUCAAGAACGAAUUGGAGAGAAAUAUUACCAUUAAGCUUGGUUAUGCGAACGCAAAGAUCUACAAGUGCGAUAACGAGGAGUGCCCAAGACCAACAUGCUUCAAGAGCUACAAGAGUGAGAAAGAGGUCGACCCACCCUGCGAACGUGAAGGAUGUUCAGGUACAUAUAGAUUGCUAAGACAUGUCUCUUUCGUCGAUUGCCCUGGUCACGAUAUUCUCAUGAGUACUAUGUUGUCUGGCGCAGCAGUUAUGGACGCCGCCCUCCUUCUGAUCGCUGGUAACGAAUCAUGCCCACAGCCUCAAACCUCCGAGCAUUUGGCAGCUAUUGAAAUCAUGAAGCUAGAUAAGAUCAUCAUUCUACAAAACAAGGUCGAUUUGAUGAGAGAGGAAGGCGCAAACGCACACUAUCUGGACAUUCUGAAGUUUAUCCGAGGAACCGUUGCAGGAGGAGCACCAAUCAUCCCAAUUUCCGCCCAACUGAAGUUCAACAUCGAUGCUGUAAACGAAGCGAUUGUCAAUACUAUUCCUGUUCCUCUGAGAGAUUUCACCCAGGACCCACAGAUGAUUGUCAUUCGGUCGUUCGACGUCAACAAGCCAGGUGCUGAGAUUGAGGAGCUGAAGGGAGGUGUUGCUGGUGGCAGUAUUUUGCACGGUGUUGUAAAGCUAGGCGAUGAGAUCGAGAUCAGACCCGGAAUCGUGACCAGAGAUGAGAAGGGAGCUAUCAAGUGCACGCCCAUCUUCAGUAGAAUCGUCACCUUGAACUCCGAGAACAACGAGCUCAAGUAUGCAGUACCUGGUGGAUUGAUCGGUGUUGGAACUCGAAUCGACCCCACACUUUGCCGAGCUGAUCGUCUGGUUGGAUUCGUUCUUGGAUUGAAGGGCAGACUACCAGAUAUCUACAUCGAAAUCGAAGUCAACUACUACCUCCUCCGCAGACUCCUGGGUGUCAAGACUGCAGAUGGAAAGCAAGCCAAGGUUGCCAAGCUUGCGAAGAAUGAAGUUCUGAUGGUAAACAUCGGAUCCACGGCUACCGGUGCAAAGGUUGUGGCUGUCAAGCAGGAUGCCGCGAAGUUGGUUCUUACGAGUCCGGCUUGCACAAACGUAGGGGAGAAGGUUGCGUUGUCUCGUCGUAUCGAGAAGCAUUGGCGUUUAAUUGGAUGGGCUACCAUUGCAAAUGGUGUUACGCUCGACCCAAGCACUUCCUAA